AUGCAGAGCAUGAGAAAGCCCAAGCUAUUCUGGGUGUCAGCUGGAGCGCCUCUUGCAUCGGUCAUCAUCUCCACUCUAUUGGUUUUUGCAUUCAAAGCUCAACACCAUGGCAUCAGCGUAAUUGGAAAAUUACAAGAAGGAUUAAACCCUCCUUCAUGGAACAUGUUGCAUUUUCAUGGAAGUCAUUUGGGACUGGUAAUGAAAACUGGGCUUGUCACUGGCAUCAUCUCCCUCACUGAAGGCAUAGCUGUGGGAAGGACUUUUGCAGCUCUAAAGAAUUACCAAGUAGAUGGGAAUAAGGAGAUGAUUGCAAUUGGGCUUAUGAACAUAGUUGGUUCUUCCACUUCUUGCUAUGUUACAACAGGUGCUUUCUCUCGAUCAGCAGUGAAUCACAAUGCAGGGGCAAAAACUGCAGUCUCUAACGUAAUAAUGGCAGUGACAGUGAUGGUGACACUCCUCUUCCUCAUGCCACUAUUCCAAUACACACCAAACGUUGUGCUGGGUGCAAUCAUAGUCACAGCAGUUGUUGGCCUCAUUGACCUCCCUGCUGCUUAUCACAUCUGGAAGGUCGAUAAAUUCGAUUUUCUUGUGAUGUUGUGUGCAUUCUUGGGCGUUAUUUUCAUCUCCGUCCAGUAUGGUCUAGCCAUUGCAGUAGGGAUAUCUAUAUUCAAAGUUCUCCUACAAAUCACAAGGCCAAAAACAAUGAUGUUGGGAAACAUACCUGGAACGGAUAUAUAUCGCAAUCUUCACCAUUACAAAGAAGUUGUGAGAGUCCCAGGCUUCCUCAUUUUGAGCAUUGAAGCGCCAAUAAACUUUACCAACACCACCUAUCUCAAGGAGAGGAUUUCAAGAUGGAUAGAAGAUUAUGUAACAGAAGAAGAAGAAACCAAGAAACACUCUGGACUCCAUUUUGUGAUUCUUGAUUUAUCUGCUGUGAAUGCCAUAGAUACAAGUGGAGUCUCAUUUCUCAAGGAUUUAAGAAUGGUUGUGGAAAAGAAAGGGCUAGAGCUUGUAUUGGUAAAUCCACUUGGAGAGGUGAUGGAGAAACUACAGCGAGCAGAUGAAUCCCUGGAAUUUAUGAGGUCAGAUGCCCUUUUCUUGACUGUUGGAGAGGCCGUAACUACACUGACUUCCACAAUCAAGGGUCAAUCAUCAAACAAUGUAUGAUGAAAAGUUGUUCAUCAUCAACUUCUCCUUUUCUGUAGCAACUUUAUUACAUGAUAAAAUCAUCCAUGAUCAAUAUAAAAACGACGAAUGUAUAACAGUAUAG
This is a messenger RNA of Ilex paraguariensis (yerba mate), 1270 nucleotides long. The record is from the annotation of a GenBank genome assembly. Lineage: Eukaryota; Viridiplantae; Streptophyta; Magnoliopsida; Aquifoliales; Aquifoliaceae.